Glycine soja is the source of this 2234-nucleotide messenger RNA. RefSeq names its product protein NRT1/ PTR FAMILY 8.1-like. Gene Ontology annotation, biological process: oligopeptide transport; transmembrane transport. Lineage: Eukaryota; Viridiplantae; Streptophyta; Magnoliopsida; Fabales; Fabaceae. The record is from RefSeq and is a predicted model, not a curated record. Bases 397 to 2118 code for a protein of 573 amino acids. Gene Ontology annotation, cellular component: membrane. The transcript is spliced from 5 exons. Gene Ontology annotation, molecular function: transmembrane transporter activity.
AAACCCAACGUCACGUAAAUGAACACGUUACAGUUUACAAAUGAUCAAAUACUAUUUUAGUAUAUUAUUGUGCUAUUUAGUUUUUGGGGGCAAACUUUGAUUCACUAUAUAUAUAAUAUGGUAAGCAGAAGCAGCUUUGUAAUGGUUGGAUUUGACCUCUAGUUUGUGUAAAUGAACCAGAGACAAUGCUUUGAACAAAACGUCAUCCUAGUCUCACACACUAAAACACUAUAUAACUUUUUUCUCUCACUCUUAGUUUUCAUCUUAAAUCUGCCAUGCACAGUGCUUUGCCUUUAGGUGACACCUCCAUCUCAAGCUGUGGUGAAUAAACCAUACAAACUAUACGAUUUUACACAAGCUUGAUUGUUUGCGAGUGAAUCCCUGAACUGAGUUACAAUGACCGAGGAAGAUGUUUACACAAAAGACGGAACAGUAGAUUACCGAGGAAAUCGUGCUAACAAAAAUGAAACUGGAACCUGGAGAGCCUGCCCCUUUAUUUUAGGAAAUGAAUGUUCUGAGAGAUUGGCAUACUAUGGGAUGAGCACAAAUCUUGUGACUUAUUUCAAUACUAAACUAAACCAGUCUGGUCCUACUGCAUCCAAGAAUAAUGCAAAUUGGGGUGGAACAUGCUACAUCACUCCAUUGAUUGGAGCAUUUGUGGCUGAUGCCUAUCUUGGAAGAUAUCGUACCAUCCUUUAUUUUUCCAUAGUUUAUGUUAUUGGAAUGACACUCUUGACACUGUCUGCAUCAGUUCCUGGCAUAAAACCAAGUUGUGAUGAUCAAGGUAAUUGCCAUGCUACUGAGGCACAGAGUGCAAUGUGCUUUGUGGCACUUUACCUAAUAGCUCUUGGCACUGGUGGGAUCAAGCCUUGUGUCUCAUCAUUUGGUGCAGACCAAUUUGAUGAUGCUGAUGAAGCUGAGAAGGAGCACAAGAGCUCUUUCUUCAACUGGUUCUACUUGUCAAUAAAUAUUGGUGGUCUUGUUGCUGCUUCUUUGUUGGUGUGGGUACAAACUACUGUAAGUUGGGGGUGGGGAUUUGGCAUUCCAGCAGUGGCCAUGGCAAUUGCUGUGGUGAGCUUCUUAUCCGGUACGAGGCUGUAUCGGAUUCAGAAGCCCGGUGGUAGCCCCCUCACUCGCAUGUGUCAGGUUAUAGUGGCAUCCAUAAGAAAGAGUAAGGUUCAAGUAACUAAUGAUGAUAGGUCUGCAUUUUAUGAGAUAGAACAAGACUCAGAGUCAGCUAUCCAAGGAAGUCGCAAGCUUGAACAUACAAAUGGAUUAAGCUUCUUUGAUAAAGCAGCAGUUAUAAGAGAUUCAGACAAUGUGAAGGACCCAAUAAACCCAUGGAGACUUUGUACUGUGACUCAAGUGGAAGAGCUGAAAGCCAUUAUAAGAUUGCUUCCUAUUUGGGCCACUGGCAUCAUAUUUUCUACUGUUUAUAGUCAAAUGGGAAGCUACUUUAUACUGCAAGGGGACACCAUGGACAACCGUUUGGGCAGCAACAAGAAGUUACACAUCUCACCAGCCACUCUUUCUGUCUUUGAUACCAUCAGUGUCAUCUUUUGGGUGCUAGUGUAUGACAGGAUUAUUGUGCCGGUAGCAAGAAAGUUCACUGGCCGCGAAAAUGGCCUAACUCAGCUCCAAAGAAUGGGCACUGGCCUUUUCAUAUCCAUAUUUGCUAUGGUGUAUUCGGUAAUCUUGGAGAAUAUUAGACUUAAAAUGGUGAGAAGGCACAACUACUAUGACCUUAACCAGGUCCCCAUGUCACUAUUUUUGCAGAUUCCACCAUAUUUUAUCAUAGGUUGUGCUGAAGUGUUCACAUUCAUUGGUCAAUUAGAGUUCUUCUAUGAGCAAGCACCUGAUGCCAUGAGAAGCACAUGUUCUGCUCUCCAACUCCUCACUGUUGCAUUUGGGUCCUACUUGAGCUCUUUACUCAUUACAAUUGUGACUAAGAUCACUGCUAGGAAUGGAAGUCCUGGAUGGUUACCUGACAAACUAAACUAUGGUCACCUUGAUUAUUUCUUCUUGCUGUUGACAGUGUUAAGUGUGCUGAACUUUGUUGUGUUCCUUCUGGUGUCAAAGUUGUAUACAUAUAAAAAACCGGUUGGAACUCUUCACUAAAUAGCUAUGAAGCACGGACACCUUUUUUAUUCAAAAUGUGUCCUGUUCCAACACCGACACUUGUUCUUCACUUUUUAUUAAGUUUUCAAUUUAAAAAUGAUUUUUUUUUGCUUCAA